Messenger RNA from Chondrus crispus (carragheen), 1356 nucleotides. RefSeq lists its product as hypothetical. Bases 1 to 1251 code for a protein of 416 amino acids. The transcript has 2 exons. The record is from RefSeq and is a predicted model, not a curated record. NCBI's taxonomy places the organism in Eukaryota, Rhodophyta, Florideophyceae, Gigartinales, Gigartinaceae.
AUGGACUUUGAGACCCCCGCUACUACCCUCCAACAGCCGAAAUCCGUUACCACUGCCACCUCGUCAUCCGCCUCCUCAUCCAUCUCAUCGCUCACAACACCCUCCAAUCCACUCCAACACGACACCGCAACCCCUUCCCCGACUGCCUCUCUCAUCGAUAAUGCCUCCCCCUCAGAGGACACCUCGCACGCCAUGUCUCCACCAGACGCUGAGUCGGAGCAAACUCAAAAAGAUGCUUUCACAGAAGGCACCAUGUCCACCUCCACGGUAACCACAGAGGCCUCCUCUUCCUCCAUCGAGUCAGCUGGAGAUUCCAAAAACUCGGCCGAAGAGAAAGGACCUUCUCCUCACCUUUCUUUAUCCUUCUGCACUGGAGUCGUCUGCAUACCGCAUCCGGAAAAGGCUGACAAAGGUGGCGAGGACGCCUUCUUCGUCGAGAACAACGCCUUGGGUGUAUUCGACGGCGUGGGAGGAUGGGCCUCCAUCGGCGUUGACGCCGGACUGUAUUCAAAGGAAUUGGCGCGAUUAACUCGCAACUAUGUGCUCAGGGAGGGCCCUUCGGCUAUUGUCGACGCGCUUAAACACGCCACGGAAAAGAACCGGGCGAUAGGCUCUUCGACGGCAUGCGUGGUCGGGUUGGACGGCGCCAAGCUGAUCGGUGUGAAUGUGGGCGAUUCCGGUCUUAUUGUAAUUCGUGACGGAGCCAUUGUAUAUAAGACAACUGAACAACAACAUUAUUUCAACUGCCCGUAUCAAAUUGGAACUGACUCCCUAGAUACCGUCGAAGUUGGUGGGCCUAUCGACGUAACAUUGCAACAUGGUGAUUGGAUCAUCAUGGGCACGGAUGGGUUGUGGGAUAAUGUGUUUUCAAGCAAUAUUGUAGAUCUCGUGGUGCGACAGACCUCUGGGGAUACCGAUGGAUCUCCAAAGGAGAGUGGCGCGGCGGCGUCGACGGACAACUGUUCGGAUGGCGGUUCUACGGCGAGUGACUGCUCCCCUGCGAAUGGGGAGGAGGCACAGAUGAUUGCGCAACAGCUGGCGGAAUUCGCUGUCAAGGUGGCCAAUGAUGAACGGGGUGCGUCGCCAUUUGCUGUGAACGCCCAAAAAGCGGGACAUCUGUUUCUUGGCGGCAAGGUAGACGACAUCACGAUUAUUUCUGCUUUGGUUGUAGAUCCAAAGGCCGAAUCUGGUGUAGCCAAAGGUUUGGAGGAUGGGGCGAGAGCAGUAUCGCCGGCGAGCGGUAAGCUUUAGAAGAUGUGAAUUGUAAGAAAAGAAAAACGCAAAAACGUACGUGUAUCUUGGUUGCAUACUCUUGAGAUAAAGAAAAAUACGAAUUAACGCCACACCAUUAUUGAA